This is a messenger RNA of Neltuma alba, 1351 nucleotides long. RefSeq names its product membrane protein of ER body-like protein. The record is from RefSeq and is a predicted model, not a curated record. Bases 365 to 1351 code for a protein of 328 amino acids. The transcript has 9 exons. NCBI's taxonomy places the organism in Eukaryota, Viridiplantae, Streptophyta, Magnoliopsida, Fabales, Fabaceae.
CAAGAAUGUGGCGGUUGAAAGUGAAAGAGUAAGCGUAAUAACAGAGAAUAUUCAAUUAGCCAAAGAACUAUAUCUGGAAAGUCUAUAUCUGAAGCCACCCACACAAGGAUUCUAUUGUCCUAAUUGUCGGGCUUGCAUCCAGAAAGUUUUGAUUUUGGAUCCAGUAAGGGAAGAACCUGAUACUCCUGCACAAUCUCAUCCACAAUUUGAAAGAUUCAGAUGCUCAACAUGCUUCAGUUUUCUCAUCCCAAUAGGUAGUUGGGUCCUUCCUUGGUUGGUGCGUGACAAAGAAGAAGUAACUGAAGAUGCACCAAAAACUAAGGUUCCACCCCCAGAAGAAGUUCCCCCUCAUUCAGGAAGUCAAAUGUUGCAACCUGAACCAAUAAUCACUGAUGGUGCACAUAAAACUCAAGAAGAUGAACAAGGCCCAGAUGGAUCUAGAACCAAACCUUCACGUUGGGGAGUUUUGGCUAGUGCUUCAGCCAUUGCUGUACAGAAAAAACCUGAAGUUGAUAUUUCAAAAAUUCCAGAACGGCGACCAGCCGAGAAUGGGGUAGAUGGAGCAAGCACAGAUCUAUCACAUCAAAUUAUUGAUGUCCCAGAAGGUGAACAAGGCCCAGAUGGAUCUAGAGCCAAACCUUCACAGUGGGGACUUUUGGCUAGUGCUUCAGCGAUUGCUAUACCAAAAAAACCUCAAGUAGAUAUUUCAAAAAUUCCAGAACAACAAAAACCAAUUGACGAGGCUGCAGAUGUCGGGGUAAGCACAGAGCCCCUAGGAAGUACAACAUCGGCUUCUACAACUACAGCAGGUGCAGUUCAAGAACCAGGAAGCGGAAAGACAUGGGAUAUUCCGAAAAGCAUAGUGUACGGUGGUCUGAUUGAAUCUAUUGCAAGCCUUAGCAUUGUGGCAUCUUCAGCAAGUGCAGAUGCUACAACAUUGAGCAUUCUGGCUCUAUCUCUUGCAAACCUGAUCGGAGGACUUUUCAUCCUUGUUCAUCAUAUGUGGGACCUGAAAUCGAUGCCACCAUUAGUGUAUGGCUUGACCUUCUAUGAGAUCAACAAUAAGGAUCUGACCCUUGUGGCUGUUGCCGGAGCUUCUGUAAUAUGCAUCACUCUACUGUCCAUUGCAAAAACUUACAUUCAGAGGCCAAAUAGUUAUCUCACAUAUCUCAAAACAGUGAUUUACUAUCUCAGCACUGGAGCUCUGAGUUCUGUACUUUCUUACUUGGCUGGUGUUCUUAUAAGGAAACUUCUGGAGAAGCUUGGAUUUGGCUCAGAAAGCUCACUCGGUUUUACCUUGACGCUGCCUGAGAUGAGUAUAACUGAGAAGCCUAGAUUUGGAUCCUACUGA